This is a messenger RNA of Limanda limanda (common dab), 4864 nucleotides long. Its product is annotated as DENN domain-containing protein 4B-like. Gene Ontology annotation, biological process: regulation of Rab protein signal transduction. The transcript has 28 exons. Gene Ontology annotation, molecular function: protein binding. Bases 81 to 4607 code for a protein of 1508 amino acids. NCBI's taxonomy places the organism in Eukaryota, Metazoa, Chordata, Actinopteri, Pleuronectiformes, Pleuronectidae. Gene Ontology annotation, cellular component: cytoplasmic vesicle. The record is from RefSeq and is a predicted model, not a curated record.
GCUGGAACAACAUGGACGACACAUGAGCUUCUUCUCCGCGGGCAGCAGCAGUGACGACCAGUGGAGGGCAGACCGGCGGGAUGACGGAGGAGAAAUGUCCUCAGCUGGUGGACUACUUCGUGGUUGCAGGUCUCGACCCUGCCGGGCCCUGGAGGCCCCUGGAUGAGGAUGGGAAGAGCUCCUCCCCCUACUCUUCCUCCUCCGCCUCCUCGUCCUCGCCGGCCCGGGCGGCGGAGCCGGUCACGGACCUGGCGGUGAUUGCCAAAGGUCUCGGGGAGGAGGUGCCGGAGGGCUUCACCUGCAUCGAGAGGACGCUGGGCGGACACUCGGCCGAGCUGAGCGCCGGACUGAUCAACAACCCGCACCUGGUCCUGUGUUACCGCCGCGGGCGAGACAAACCGCCAAUCCUGGACCUGGGGGUUCUGUACGAGGGGAAGGACCCGCUGCGGCAGGGCUGGUACGUCAUCGAGACCACGCCCUACAGCCGCUCCGCCAACCUGAGCUCCGGCGGCGCCCCGACGGCGCACCGCGUGUUCCUGAUGUACCGGCGGGCGCUGGACUCGCAGGGGCUGCACACGCUGGGCGUCACCGACAUCACGCUGCUGCUGCCCAGCAAGGGGGAGGUGGCUCCACACACCUUCUGCCGCGUGGACAAGAACCUGAACACCGGCAUGUGGGGACCGGCCCUGUACGUGUGCUAUAAGAGGGCGGUGGCCAAAGCCAACGCGCUGGUCUACGAAGCCAGUCUGAUCAGCCGCUACCCGGAGGAGGACCUGGAGGCGUUUCCUCUGCCGGAGUCGGUGCCGGUCUUCUGUUUGCCGAUGGGCGUCACGGUGGAGAGCUGGCCUCUGAACACUAAGUACCAGCUGCCCAUCUUCUCCACCUUCGUCCUCACGUCCGCCUCCGGGGACAAGGUCUACGGAGCAGCCAUCCAGUUCUACGAGUCCCUGGCCCGGGAGCUGCUGUCGGAGCGGCAGAGCGUGCGGCUCGGCCUGCUCAGCGUGGUCGACCGGCGCCCGAUCACCAGCCGCAGCCUGCAGGCCAAGAAGAGCAUCUGCGUCUUAUCCCACUGGCCCUUCUUCACCAUCUUCCAGAAGUUCCUCACCUUCAUCUACAGAUACUCCAUCUCCGGGCCGCACGUCCUGCCUCUGGAGAAACACAUCUCCAGCUUCAUGCACAACGUCCCGUUCCCUUCGCCCCAGCGGCCUCGGAUCCUCGUCCAGCUCUCUCCGUACGACAACCUGCUGCUCUGCCAGCCGGUCUCAUCUCCGCUCCCACUCAGUGGAGCCAGCUACCUGAAGCUGCUCCAGAACCUGGGGCCGGACCACGCCUGCACGCUGCUGCUCGCCGUCCUCACCGAACACAAACUGCUGGUUCACUCGCUGCGGCCCGACGUGCUCACCUCCGUCUGCGAGGCGCUGGUCUCGAUGAGCUUCCCCCUGCGCUGGCUCUGUCCCUACAUCCCUCUGUGUCCGCUGCAGAUGGCCGACGUGCUGCUGGCGCCGAUGCCCUUCAUCGUGGGCGUGCACUCCAGCUACUUCGACCUGUACGACCCCCCCACCGACGUGGUGUGUGUCGACCUGGACACCAACACCAUCUUCCAGUCGGACGAGAAGAAGCCGUUGUCGUGGCGAUCGUUACCACGGAAACACGGGAAGACUCUGUUCAACGCGCUCACCGGCCUCCACAAGACCCUGGAGAAGAUUUGCACCCCCGGCCAGGAGGAGGCGACGUUGGAGUUCCUGCUGACCGACUACGAUCAGAUCUACCGGCGUCAGAAGCAGCUGGAGCUGGAGAUCCAGGAAGUGUUCCUGCGGUUCAUGAGCUGCCUGCUGAGAGGAUACCGCUCCUUCCUGCUGCCGAUCACUCAGGCUCCGUCCGACACCACCACCGACUGCAGUUCCCUCUUCAACCUGCAGGGCUUCCUGAAGUCUCGGGACCGGACCCAGCAGAAGAUCUACCUCCAGCUGACGCGGACGCAGAUGUUCACUCAGUUCAUCGAGGAGUGCUCCUUCGUCAGUGACCGUCACGCCUGCCUGGAGUUCUUCGACGAGUGCGUCCAGAAGGUGGACGUGGAGAAGCCGGAGGAGGUGAGGCUGAUCGAUCUGGACGAGACCUACAGUGGAGAACACACGGUCUUCAUCAUGCCUCCUGAAGAGCCACAGGAACCGGACGGGUCAGAGUGUGCUGCCCUCUACAGCUACGAGACCUUCCCCACGCUGAGGCCGGAGCUGUUCGACCAGCCGCAGGACCAGCUCCGUGUCCCGGCCCGCGGCAGCGCCCCCAGUAGCCCCGCCCCCCGGCGCACCAAACAGGAGAUCAAACUGGCUCAGAAGCGAGCUCAGAAAUACUCUGCGGUGCCCGACAUGUGGUCCAAGUGUCUCCUGGGUCACUGCUACGGCCUGUGGUUCCUCUACCUGCCCACCUUCGUCCGGGCGGAGAGCGCCAAGGUCCGCGCCCUGCACACGGCCUACGACGUCCUCAAGCACAUGGAGAACCGCAAGGUGGUGGUGCCGGACGAGGUGUGUUACCGCAUCCUGAUGCAGUUGUGUGGUCAGUACGGGCAGCCGGUGCUCGCUGUCCGAGUCCUGCUGGAGAUGAAGAAGGCCGGAAUCACACCCAACACCAUCACCUACGGAUACUACAACAAGGCAGUGCUGGAGAGCAAGUGGCCGUCCACCAGCCAGGGUGGACGUCUCCGCUGGGCCAAGCUGAGGAACGUCCUCCUGGCCGUGGCUCAGUUCCGACAGCCAAUCAAACGGCGGCAGAAGAGCGGCUCGGUGGGGUCACGGGGAGAAAUGACGGUGGACGCAGACCAGAGGCCCCGCCCCCACUCCAAUCUGAUUCGUCAGUCCAGUUGGAGCGGCCUGUCGGAGAGCUCCAGUCACGAGUCUCUCACGGGUCCGAUGGUGAAGAGCAACAGUCUGAACAGCAUGAAGACCGACAAGGUCUGUAAGAAGUCCGUCCUCCAUGACGCAGGGACGGCCGGCUGCCGUGACCCCGUCUCUCGAAAACCUCCCCUGGGCCUCAGAGACCCGUCCGCCCAGCCUGCAGCGCCCCCUAGCGGUGCGGUGGUGGUGCCGCGCAGUCAGGUCUGCCUCUCCAACUUCUACAAAGAGUGCGCCGAGCCGGCCGACUCGGAGCCGGACUGCGGCUGUCGUCCUGCGGAGCGAGACGGGAGGCCUGCAGGAGUGCGUGACUCGUCCGGCAGGAAAGAAGCUGUGGAUGAGAACUACAACAACGUCUCCUCCCCGAGCCGCGGGGGUCUAGCAGGAAAACUCCAGCAGCUCCUCACGCCCACCAGACACCGCGUGUCGGUGCGCCGAGCGGCCAGCGUGGACGACCGGCGGCCGGGAGGCGGGGUCGGACGCCGCGUGUCGGAGCAGAGGCAGUCGAGGAAAGCUCAGGUGGCUGAGACGCUGCUGAAGGCCAAAGACCGGCUGGUGAACGCCACCUCAGAGAGUUCGUUGUCUGUAGGAAGUGACCUCGACUUGACGGACACGCCCACUCCAGCGUUUCCUAUACGCAGGUCCUGGGACGCCAAUCAGGAGGCGGCGGGGCUAGAGGUGCUGAUGUCCAGCUGCUCCCUGUGUCGCAGCUGUAACUCGUUGGUUUAUGACGAGGAGAUCAUGGCGGGCUGGACGUCUGACGACUCCAACCUGAACUCGGCAUGUCCGUUCUGCGGCGCCACCUUCGUCCCGUUCCUGAACGCUGAGAUCUGCGACCUCGGACCCGUCAGCAGUGCGGAGCGCAGCCACUGGAACGUGGAGGAGGAGCUGGAGAGCUCGGCGACGCCCCCCAGUGGUCAGGACUCCUCCCUGCGGCCCCAGUGUAACGGCGUGAGCGAGGAGUCGAGCUCUGAGACCAGCAGCUACUCGGAGACCAGCAGAACCACCACGGGUUCCUCAGGGGGCGGAGCUCCUCAGGUGACGGUGGCGUACCUCAGCCCGCUGGUCCUGAGGAAGGAGCUAGAGAGCCUCCUGGAGAACGAGGGCGAGGCCGUGCUCGCCCAGACGCAGUUCCUCGACAGUCACUCCAUCAUCUUCUGGAACCUGGUCUGGUACUUCCACCGCCUCGGCCUCCCGUGCAACCUGCUGCAGCUGGUCAGGGCCUCGCCGCUCGUCAGCGGCUUCACGCAGUGUGAGAGCUCUGCAGUGAGUGUGAGGCUCCUGUGGGACACGCUGACCCCCGACACAGACCAGUGGCCCCCCCUCUACAUCCUCUGGAGGAUCCACAGUGGCGCCCCGAUGAGAAGCUACAGCUGGCGGAGACACAACCACCCGUUCACCCUGGCCUUCCUGGAGGAGGUGCUGCGCUGGGUCGGUAUGAACGAGGUGCACAAAGCCGUCACGCUCUUCCUGGACACCAUGGCCAAGCAGCCGGCGUCGCCACGGAUACAGAGGAGUUUGUACCGAGAGUUCCUCUUCCUCACUCUAGCAGCUAUGGGCAAAGAUCACGUGGCGGCGUUUGAUAAGAAGUACAAGGCGGCGUGGUCGCGGCUGGGCGGGACUCUGGGCCGUGAGGAGCUGAGGAAGCAGCGAGCGCAGCCGCUCAGCCUCAAAGCCGCCGACUGCAGACGCAGCUUCCACCCGCCGCUCGAGUGCUGAACACACCUCCCUCACCUGCUUCCUUCCUGUGGUCCCCUCUGCUCUGCUGCCCCCUGGUGGACGUCAGAGGGAGGAGCUGCUCCCUCCUGUCCUCUGUCCCUCUGUGAAUCCAGCUGCUCUUUGUCUCCAGUAACGAGCAGGAGGCGGAGCUAAGCUCAACGGACGAGAGGAGCGGGCGCCACGUGCUCGUCCACAAACAUCAGCUGUUCGGUGUCAACUCGUCUUCCUCUUGUUUUAAAAAACUGAAGGAGCUCGUC